Mugil cephalus (flathead mullet) is the source of this 981-nucleotide messenger RNA. Its product is annotated as methionine-R-sulfoxide reductase B1-A-like. Lineage: Eukaryota; Metazoa; Chordata; Actinopteri; Mugiliformes; Mugilidae. Gene Ontology annotation, molecular function: peptide-methionine (R)-S-oxide reductase activity. The record is from RefSeq and is a predicted model, not a curated record. The transcript has 4 exons.
GAAACUCAAGCCGGAAGUUGUGAUUAGUGCGGCGGAAGUUUACUACUCGUCCGCGACCAUUCAGAGGAGGGAAUUAAAACGAGUCGAAAGCCAUGUCGUAUUGCUCCUUCUUCGGCGGAGAGGUCUUUAAAGAUCACUUCAAACCAGGGAUUUAUGUUUGCUCCAAGUGUGAUCACCAGCUGUUCUCCAGCCACUCCAAGUAUGAGCACUCAUCACCCUGGCCGGCCUUCACAGAGACCGUCCGUGAGGACAGUGUGUCCAAACAUAAGGAGAGACCCGGGGCGUACAAGGUGCGUUGCGGGAAGUGUGGAAAUGGUCUGGGCCAUGAGUUCGUGAAUGAUGGGCCAGCCAAAGGACUGUCGCGCUUCUGAAUAUUCAGCAGCUCACUGAAGUUCGUCCCUAAAGAUAAGGUUGAUGGGCAGUAAGGUGAGCGUUCACUAGCAAGUGCUGUGGUACUCGAGGUUUCUCUGUUGCUGGAGGUGUGGACAGUCAAUGAAGGGUUCUGGUACAAAGCCCAGCCUGGGAGCACCAGGGCUCUGAUGAACGGUGGACUCACCGGACAGCAAGAACGGAGGACCGGUCACCAACGCUUCUUUUAGCAAUAAUCAUAAACGCCUCUGCCACCGGUUUCACAUCACAGAUCACACAUUCCCCUCCCUGUCUCAUCAGUUUUACCUCAGAUGACACUAAAUCAUGAUGAGAUAAGAGCUUCUCUCACUGCAUGAAGACUUCUCAUUUCUUACUGAAAGGAAAUAUGUUUCAAAACUUUGUCUAAAAAUAAGCUUUUCCAAAGGUGACACAUAUUUAAUAAUAAUAGCCUUUAAAGGCAACGUUGAUGCGCUGAAUCCUGAAAAUAAGUGGCUACACAAUCUAUUUUUAAGAAAUAAAGAUAUAUAUUUGUUUCUGGAACACUCUUGAAAAGGAAUAUGGGUCAAGACAGCUUUGCAAAAAAAUUCAAUAAAUAUAUAUUUUAAAUCAAAA